ACCUGAGGAGGACCCCACUCCGCCUGGCAUGAGCCGGAGCCGCUGCAGCUGCUCCCCACGGCCCCCCUCCAGCUCGUGCCGCUGCAGCUCCAGCGCCCUGACAGCCGCCGGGCGCCCUCGGCCCUCGGACAGUUAUAAAGAAGAAAGUUCCACACUUUCUGGCAGAAUGAAGUGUGAUUUUAACUAUAACGGUGUUCAUUCUGGACUUAAACUGGUAAAACCUGAUGACAAUGGAAGAGUAGUUUCCUACACUCCUGCAUAUUUGGAAGGUUCUUGUAAAGACUGCAUUAAAGACUAUGAAAAGUUAUCAUAUCUUGGGUCACCAAUUGUGAGCCCCAGAACUGUAGAACUUGAACAAACUGAAAGCAAGCCCUUGCAUAACAAGGAAAAUCAACAUGUGCAACAAACACUUAGUAGUUCAAAUGAAAUAGAAGAACUAGAGACUAAUGGACCUUAUGAAGACAGUGGCUAUUCAUCAUUUUCCCAACCAGGUGGCCUCAAUGAACAUGAAGAGGGUAGCCUUCACCUGGAAGAAAAUUUCAGUGACAGUCCACAAUCUUACCUGCUACAGAUGCAAAGCCCAGACCAAUAUCCCAACAAAAACUUUCUGCCAGCUCUUCAUUUUGCAAAACUGGUUUGUUCAACAUUGAAAAAGAAUGCCAAACGAAAUCCUAAAAUAGAUCGGGAGAAGCUGAAGGAAUUUAUAUCCAGUGAUUUUAGACUACAGAAUAUAAUUGGCAGGAAAAUGGGACUAGAAUAUGUAGAUAUUCUCAGUGAACUCUUUCGAAGGGAUCUCAGACACGUCUUAGCAAAUAUUUUAACACAGCUCAAUGAUAUGGACUUAAUCAAUGUGUCUAAAGUGAGCACAACUUGGAAGAAGAUUCUAGAAGAUGAUAAGGGGGCAAUGCAGUUGUAUAAUAAAGCAAUACAAAGAGUUUCUGAAAAGAACAGUAAGUUUUCACCACAAGCUUCAACCAGAGAAUAUGUUAUGAUCAGAACCGCAUUAGCUUCUGUUCAAAAAUCAGCAGCCCAGGCUCCUCCCAAAAAAGGUGCUCGAACCAAGUUAUCUGAUCCAGGUGAUCAGAAAGAUUCUACAUACAGUCGGCACAACGAGUUCUCUGAGGUUGCCAAGACUUUGAAAAAUAACGAAAGCCUCAAAGCCUGUGUUCGCUGUAAUUCCCCUGCAAAAUAUGAUUGCUAUUUAGAACGGGCAACCUGCAAACGAGAAGGCUGUGGAUUUGAUUAUUGUACAAGGUGUCUGUGUAAUUAUCAUACCACCAAAGACUGUUCAAAUGGCAAACCCCCAAAAACCGGUUAUAAAAUGGGUCCUCUGCCUGGUACUAAGAAAAGCAAGAAGAAUUUACGACGAUUGUGAUCUCUUAUUAAAUCAAUUGUAUCUGAUCAUGAAGGUUAGUUAGAAGGUGUUAGGUUUUAAUUUAAAAAAUAAAUAAAAAUAAAUGUAUUGUGAUUUUUAAUUUUAUGUUGUAAUCAAUAUAGUACAUGGGAUUUUUCCCCCCAGUGAAUAAUGAGGAUACACGACCUCUUAAAAUAUUUUACAAUUUCAUGUGAAAAAGUUUAAAAUUUCUCAGUAUAAAUCACAAAAUUUAAAUAUUUUAAGGAAAAAGGAAAACUGGUUAAUUAUCUGAUAUUUGUGAUUCAGAGGUAAAAUAAAAUUGAUUCAGUUGUAUGGUAAAGAAAGGCCAUGUAAUUUUACCUAGACAAUCUUAACUAUAAAUCUUGUUUACCAUCUGUUAGCAUUUGAGACAUUUUAUUUGCCUUACCAAAUUCAUACCAACUGAAAUACCACCUUCUGGAGUCUGUUAAUUUAAAUGUUUUGUCACCUUUCUUAAACCUCUUUCUCAGUAUGUGUGUUUCCAAAAAAGUAUCCUUUGUGAAAUCUUGUUAUCUUUAUUUGUAAAGUCUGUGUGUUUUAAUAUUUUUGUACAUAUGUAAGUAUGUCUGUAUUUU
Molecule: messenger RNA, 1968 nt
Organism: Diceros bicornis minor
Lineage: Eukaryota; Metazoa; Chordata; Mammalia; Perissodactyla; Rhinocerotidae
Gene: FBXO5
Product: F-box protein 5
Exons: 5
Coding region: 29-1375 (448 amino acids)
Biological process (GO): regulation of mitotic nuclear division; negative regulation of meiotic nuclear division
Cellular component (GO): nucleus
Molecular function (GO): protein binding
Source: RefSeq, a predicted model, not a curated record